Molecule: messenger RNA, 675 nt
Organism: Nicotiana attenuata
Lineage: Eukaryota; Viridiplantae; Streptophyta; Magnoliopsida; Solanales; Solanaceae
Exons: 1
Coding region: 1-675 (224 amino acids)
Biological process (GO): endomembrane system organization
Source: RefSeq, a predicted model, not a curated record
AUGGCUGAACCAUCUUUAUCACAACGGUUGCCACCUCCACCUGUGCCGACGUCUUCGCCAUCCCCACCACAACAACCACCUCCAGCGGCUAGGUCAAAAAUCGUCGGCGAAACGGCUCAUCCAAUACACAAAACCUUAGACACUGCAGCCAACAUAGCAAACCUUCUACCCACCGGAACAGUCCUAGCAUUUCGAAUGCUAAUUCCUUCAUUUUCCAAUAAGGGCGUCUGCCAAUUCUCCAACAAGUUGUUGACUGCAGCCGUCAUCGGAUUCUGCUCCGUCGCCUGUUUCUUCUCUUCUUUCACCGACAGCUGCGUCCUCAGCUCCGAUGGGAAGUCGUUUUACGGUAUAGCCACCACCAGAGGGAUACACUUAUUUAACUGCGAUAAUAAUGAUCCCGAGAAUAAAAUAUUGGAAGGAAUAAACAUGAGGAAAUACAAGCUCAAGUGCCUAGAUUUCGUACACGCAUUUGUUUCUCUGUUGGUGUUCUUGGUCUUUGCAUUUUGUGAUUCUGACGUGCAAACUUGUUUCUUUAGUAACCAGCAGAGGCCAGGAUCCAACGUAAAUGCCUUGGUAAUGAACCUGCCCUUAGCAGCUGGGUUUUUUGCCAGUUUCUUCUUCUUGAUCUUCCCUACUACGCGUAGAGGAAUAGGAUAUGCUGGCUUGCCGGCCUAA